CCAGACGCCUGGCGGCUGCAGUAUCGUAAACCCCAUUUUCGCUUCAUGACACUGCGUCAAACAAAGCAUCGAGUGACUGUUUAAAGAUUUGGGUAUUCCUUCUCCAAAACUCAAAGAAUCGUCUCACUCAAAUCAGCGGUUGACAUUUACACGGGUUCCUUGCCCCUGUUAAUAUGACUCAGGCGUCAGAAGUUGUGUCAUACCAUCACAUGAUCACAGCAAGGGACAAAUGAUAUCAUUCGGAAAGAUCAAGGACCUGGAAUAAAAGUCAAAGGGUAGAGUUCAGCUUACUUCGUCGCCUUACGUCGGUAAUGGGCAGUCACGUGGUAUAAACACACAGUCGACAUUUUGAGGGUUGCCAGCGUGACUGCGUUUGUGGUGAAUGUAUAACCUUCCUCGGUGAUAAGCUUUCCAAGACACCAAAUCUGUGGACCAGAUUGAAAGUGAUGACGUGAUUUCGGAUCAGGCCUCUACAAUGGAUGUUACAAAGGACGAGAGCCCGCCCAGCGUGAUAGCUGUUAGCCAUCAUGAUACUGAUGAUGUUCAGGGUGCUUCUGGAGGUGGGGAGACGGGGGAGACUCCCCAUGACUUACACAGCAAUCCGUCUGGUGCUUCCAGGUUCAGUGUGUCACAUUCCGGAGAAUCGCGGGAGAAUUCUGAGACUGGAAACAAAAGGGACCUGAGUGUCUGCAGCAAAUGGAAAGUAACCGAAAGGCUUAAUGAGAAAAUGCUUGCCUCUCGCAAACCUUCAUUACUGGCACCAAUCGCUAAGUGGAUUUGGACAUUACUUCUUGGACUGUUGCUUCUCGCAUGCCUGUCAGCCAGCAAGUUGUCUGUCGUUGGUCUAGCAGAGAGAUUAAACAACUCUACAAGAGGAGCCAUAUCUGCGAGCACCAGAGACGGGAGAAUAGAAGCUAUUCGUGUAUUUCUGAUGAUAGCCAUGAUUCUACUCGUGCCGUACUGUUUCAAUCUUCUCAGAGCUUUGUUCCUGGCGACCUUCAGGAACGACAUGCCGUGGCCAAGCAGCAAGUCUUUAAUAAUAGGAGUUGCUGUUGCCGUAAUGGAGGCAUUUGGACUGUGUUUGUUUGCAUUGAAAGUGUUGGUCAAACACAAAGGCUACCUUGCCAUACUUCUCAUGAAUGCUGUGUUUGUCGUACCAUUCCUUGUCAAAACAGUCUUCUACGCAACAAAUCGACGACAACAUCGAAGAGGCAAAUGGAUCUUUGAUCAUGUGCUUGGGGGCAUCUUUCAGAUCACUGGUUUUGGCUUGGUUGUGUUCCUUGUUUCAGAACAAGACAGUGGUGAUAUAUGGCAUGUGUUCGUUGCCCUUGUCUGUCUCACUGUAGCCUGGGUCCCACACAUACAACAACUGACCGUAAAUCCGACACGGAGACCUGACGAGACAUCUGACGGGACUGGAAAUGGUGUAGAAGACACUGAAACCAGCGUUGCUGGAGGCGGUGGACAAUCAACCAAUCCAACUACCCAAGUCGUCAUUACUACAUGGAAGAUGGCAAUGAUUUCCAACUUUGUUAAAGUUGUCAGUGUGCUUAUUUUCAGCUAUAUAUUGUUUUUUAUUGAUGGCAACGUCUACACUACUGAUACUUCUGAAGAAUUCCUUGAGGCAUGGAGGUUUAUCGUCAACAGUGAUUUUAAUUACUUUCUCACAAAUAUAAUUACAGUACUGGUUGGAUACUUUGUGUCGGUACUUGCCUGCCAGACUGGCUUACAGAAAUGGGCCUUCGCUGUCCCUAUCUGUGUGACCGGUCCUCUCUUCCUGGUGGUGAUGUUGGUGAAAGACUGGUGUACUUUUGUCAUGCCAUUCUCUCCGGGGGCGUGUGUAGACGACUACAGUAAGGUAUGGGCAAUGAUAGCAGCCACAGCGUGUUUCUUCCUGGCUCAUCUUCUGUCUGCAACAUUGCCGAUUUUCAGAAGCAAGUCCACCAUUCUCCAGAAGGAAUCAUCAAUAUUCUGGCUGCCGUCUUACAAUGGAGUCUUGCUGGAACAGUGGUUGAUGCUCAACAUGCAGACAAGACCACGUGAACAGCUGCGACCAGGACCACACAAAUCCCACACCAAGAGUCAAGUGUACAUCUGCACCACCAUGUACAGAGAGAAUGAAGUGGAGAUGCGACAACUUCUCCAGUCCAUCAAUCAAAUCAAUUUGGCACGUGCUGAUGAUGACAAGUUCUUUGAGUCCCACGUCCUCUUUGACAGUGGAAUACAGAAGAAAACCAUCUCGGAAUUUCCGCUACAACUUCUGACUCUGAUCGAGGAAACUCUAGGUAUUAUGACAGACAACUGCACGAAGGUGGAGACACCAUACGGAAUGAAGUUGAGUUGGAACCUGCCGCAGCCUUCUUCCAAAGUCAGACCAAUGACGUUCAACAUACAUCUGAAGGACGGACGUAAAGUUCGAAAUAAGAAACGAUGGAGCCAAAUCAUGUACAUGUCCUACGUGGUCGACUUCCUGAUGACGUCGAAUGAUGAGGACUGCUACAUCCUGACCACCGAUGCCGACGUCAAAUUUACUCCAGACUCGGUUGAAGCCCUCCUUGACCUCAUGACACGUGACCGCUCAGUUGGCGCAGUAUGCGCACGCACCCACCCUAUCGGAAGUGGCCCACUUGUAUGGUAUCAAGUGUUCGAGUACGCUAUACGACACUGGUUCCAAAAGGCAGCAGAACAUGUUCUGGGGUCGGUGCUCUGUGCUCCAGGGUGUUUCAGUGUGUAUCGCUGUGUCGCCCUCAAGGAGAUCCUCACAGUAUACUCCACCAAUGUGGAACAUGCGUUUGACUUCCUGACAAAGGAUAUGGGAGAGGAUCGCUGGCUGUGUACACUGAUGGUUCAGAGCGGUUGGAGAAUUGAGUACUGCGCAGCCGCUGAGAACUCCACACACUGCCCCAGUGAGUUUGAGGAGUUCUACAAACAGAGGCGACGUUGGAUCGCCUCAAGUAUUGGCAACCUCAUGCUGCUGAUCAAACAGUGGCAGAUCAUCCGACUGUUCAACUACCGAGUGUCCCUGCUGUACAUUGUCUACCAGGGGGCGCUGCUCUUCUCCACUCUGAUUGGUCCGAGCACGGUCAUCUUGAUUGUUUCAGGUGGUUUGUGGUUCGCCUGUGGCGUGGGCACUUGGGUGUCGGGGUACCUGCAGCUCAGUCUCUGUGCCAGCUUCAUCUUCAUCUGUCUUUACACAUCAGACAAGACGCAGAUUCUGACUGCGAAGCUGCUGACAGUCAUAUAUGCCAUGGUGAUGACGGCACUGGUCGUGGGGGCGACCAUUCAGAUAGCGGACAACUUUAACCAACUAAAGUCGGAUGAUGGAACUGGAUUUCAAGUAUCAACGGAGAACCUUUUUGUUUCGGAUAAUGGAUCGGGUAUCCCACAUUCAGUGAAAUCCUUUCUUGGAAGCAGUACGUCCGUGUCACCAACGACAAUCUACCUGUCGUCAAUCGCGUCUGUGUUCAUCGUGGCUGCUCUGCUUCACCCGAAGGAGAUGUUAUGUCUCAUAUACGGCAUAUGCUAUCUUCCGUGUCUGCCCUCCGGCUACCUGUUACUGAUGAUCUACAGCGUGUGCAACAUCACAGACAGAAGCUGGGGUACUCGGGAGAAGAAAUCGUAUGGAGAAGACCAGGGGAAACCAGGAUACAAGCGGCUACAGAAGAUCAUGGAGAUCAUAUGUUUUUGCUGUGUGAAACGGCCAACCCCCGCUGACAAGUCCCUCGUAAUUGAAGUGCCCCCUUUUGAGAAAUGGGCGUCAAGCGAGGAUCUAAAGCCUGGCUCUAGCAGCGAACGGCGUUCGGUGGAUGAUGAUGAUGACGAUGACGAUGACGAUGAGGUGUACAUACCUAUCCCCGUGGAGGAGUGGCUUCCCCCGGAACUCAGAGAACACGGCUCACUAUUCAGGCAGCAUGGGUUUCACACUACUCUCUUUAUAUCUGGCAUGACCGAGAGCGAGCUGGACGACAUCGGCAUCAAGGGCAAAGGGCCCCGCCAGAACCUGCUGCAGAUGAUCGAGUCACUGCCUGCCUUUGAGAUAGACUACAAAGUACCGAGCAGUGUUAUAGAAUGGCUGGAGACUAUCGGCCUGUCUGAGUAUGAGCAGAACUUCAAGAGGAACAACAUCAAGAAGACCAAGGAUCUCAGUCUACUGAAGUCAUUCAGGAGGAAGGAGAUAGAGAAGAAACUCAAGAUCACAAUGACCGGUCACAUCAAACGGCUGAUUUACGCUAUACAGAAGCUGCGGCAACCAACUAAAGCUGAGAAGAAGGCGGCCGAGAUGAAAGCUCUCGUGGACAGGUCACCAACACGACUCCUCAGAAAUUCAAACAUUGCCGAAUAUGAUUUCUGGCAACGGCUGAUUGACGAGUGCCUGGAACCUGAUAGCAAGGCCUUCGGCAUUGAGGCAGAGCUGAACGCUAGACUAGGCGAGCUGAGGAAUACGUGGCUCAUGAUUCUGGUUGUCAGCAACUUAAUGUGGCUCAUUCUCAUCAUUACUUUACCCCAGCUCACCGUCCUGGGAACAAGCCCAUUAGUUCUGAGUUUGCUGCUUAUCUUCGGCACCCUGCUGGGGAUCCAGUUCCUGGCGAUGCUGGCCCACCGUCUCUCAACCCUCGUCCACUUCAUGGCCAGGGCCCCCUUCAAGUGUGGCGCACCGAUGAAAACAUCCUGGUCCUUCGAGGGCCAGCGAUGCUGUCAUGAUCAUGAGACCCAAGAUGAUGUGGAGGCCAUCAGAACAAUAAGGAAUGAUGAGGCAAACAUUCACGAGUCACGGAGAAGACAGCUGAUAAGAAACAGUUCUUCUGGAAGUAUUUCUGAGACAGCUCCCUUGAUAAGUCAUUCACAAGAGAGGGAGCUCAAAACACCACCAUUCUUGUAGCUAAGCUUCGAUGAUUUACUGCUUUUCUGUCCCCAGUUAAUUAGCAUGUGGCGUGUUGUACUUUGUUUAUGUUUACAUUUCCGUUACAUAGUGUCACAGUUGUUAUACGUCUCUGUGUAGACACAUGUUGAAUACCCAUGCAUCAUUCACCUCAUCAAACGUAUUACAUAAAAGCGUUAUUUAGUCAGGACAAAAUCAUUGAAGCUGGUGGACCAAACUUCGACAAAAUAUUGUAUUUGCAUUCCGUACAGAUAUGACUUUCAUUCUGUAAAAUUGUUGGGUAAUUACAACUUUCACAACUUUAAAACGUGGAGAAGUGGUUUGCCAUACACAUGACUUGAGGUGUGAGGUGAAAUUGAGUUUAACGUCGCGUCCAAGAUUAUUGCACUUAUAUAGCGACGUGCAUGCACGUGUAUGUGUGUGUGUUGCUGCUUGUACUAGUCCGGACUGAUGCCGAUUUAUAGUGC
This is a messenger RNA of Haliotis rufescens (red abalone), 5346 nucleotides long. RefSeq lists its product as uncharacterized. NCBI's taxonomy places the organism in Eukaryota, Metazoa, Mollusca, Gastropoda, Lepetellida, Haliotidae. Gene Ontology annotation, molecular function: protein binding; chitin synthase activity. The record is from RefSeq and is a predicted model, not a curated record. Gene Ontology annotation, cellular component: cell periphery; cell septum. The coding region runs from base 476 to 4879 and encodes 1467 amino acids. The transcript has 22 exons.